Messenger RNA from Dreissena polymorpha, 912 nucleotides. Its product is annotated as transient receptor potential cation channel subfamily A member 1 homolog. Gene Ontology annotation, cellular component: membrane. Gene Ontology annotation, biological process: monoatomic ion transport; transmembrane transport. The transcript is spliced from 5 exons. Gene Ontology annotation, molecular function: monoatomic ion channel activity. The record is from RefSeq and is a predicted model, not a curated record. NCBI's taxonomy places the organism in Eukaryota, Metazoa, Mollusca, Bivalvia, Myida, Dreissenidae. The coding region runs from base 1 to 912 and encodes 303 amino acids.
AUGUUCCAAGCCUACCUCAGGAGGCUGCUGUACCUCAACUGGGAGAAUCUUCUGGAGGUCUGCAUCAGCAUCUCUAGCUUCCUGUAUGUGCUCGACGUCCAGCCAUGCCAGAACGACACCGGAUACCGUUAUGACUGGCAAUGGAAUUUAGGUGCGAUCGCCAUAGUAACGGCCUGGCUGGGACUUGUCAUGUUCAUUCAAAAAUUUGCUUACAUCGGCAUCUAUGUGGUCAUGUUCACCAGUAUCCUGCAGACGUUCUUCCGUUUUUUCAUCGUUUUUCUUCUCUUCAUCAUCGCCUUUGGGCUGGGAUUUUACGCACUCAUUCAGAACCAGACGCCCUACCAUACAUCGUAUCACGCGAUCAUCCGCACCAUGGUGAUGAUGAUCGGUGAGAUGGACUACAACGACAUCUUCCACAGCGACGACAAGGUGCACUACUGGAUCACCUACGUGCUCAUCUGCAUCUUCCUCAUCGUCAUGUCUAUCAUCAUAAUGAACCUACUUGUCGGUCUCGCGGUCGAUGACAUAAAGGGCGUGCAGGAGCAGGCAUCAUUGAAAAGGCUUGCGAUGAAGACGGACCUGGUUCUUGACGUGGAGCGACUCAGUCUGCCGUUUACGAGCCGAUGGUGGCGGCGGGAGCUGACCAUGUAUAGCAGCAACAUGGAGGAAGUCAUAGCAGCAACCAAGCAUCCCGAGGAGUUCGGGAACCAGAUUCAGAAGAGCCAAAGGAAAACAAUAAAGAAGAUCGAAAAGUUAAAAUCCAACAUGAAAACGCUUAACGAUCGCACGAUCAAGAUAGAACAGAUGCUAAAUGCUCUUCUACAUGCCAGCAACAUCCAAUUGAACGCAGUCGACACAGUGACUAUCAACGAAGACGGCUGGGUCAAGCGCAGAGAGAACGAUGAAAACUAA